CAGUGUAUGGAAUUAAUUUAAUUCUACAGAGUGCCCUGGUUUAGAAUAUUUCGUUGAAAUGGGGAACCACAAAACAUUUUGCCCUUGGAUGCUUCUUCUUAUGAUAUCUAUGACGGUUUCUGGUGAGUUUUCUGUCACAAAAUAUUCUUCUAGACGAGAGGAAUUGAGUCUUCUUAAAAAUCUUUUAAAAGUUUUGGAGCAACUUGUGAAAGACCAGUCCACCAAAAUGGAAAAAAUCGGAGGAGAACUUAAUGCCAUAAAUAAGAAAAUGCCAAAUGAUAUUGGAGGUAACAAAAAAGACAUUAUGGAUAACAUUUCCAGCGUUGCAAUCGAAAACAAACGACAGGAUGGCACCAUUUUGAACCUUGAAAUAAAGCAACAGUUAUUUGAAAGCAAUUUGAAAGAUAUUGUAAGUGAAAGCAAAGAAAUAGCAAAUAAUGUAACCAGUAUUGCAGUCGAAAACGAAAUACAAAAUGCAAGCAUUAAUCAACACGAAGAAAAGCAACAAUCGUUGGAGAGAAAAUUGAAUGAUCUUGAAAGUGAAAGCAAAGAAAUAGCAAGUAACAUAACAAGUAUUGCAGUCGAAAACGAAAUACAAAAUGCAAGCAUUAACCAACAUGAAGAAAAGCAACAAUCGAUGGAGAGAAAAUUGAAUGAUCUUGAAAGUGAAAGCAAAGAAAUUAUUAAUAACAUAAGAAGUAUCAAAACCAAAACUGAAAGACAAGAUGCUACCAUUGCACAAUGUGAUGUGAAGCAACUGUCACUUGAAAGAAAAUUGAAUG
This is a messenger RNA of Saccostrea cuccullata (small rock oyster), 782 nucleotides long. Its product is annotated as microtubule-associated tumor suppressor 1 homolog. The transcript has 6 exons. Lineage: Eukaryota; Metazoa; Mollusca; Bivalvia; Ostreida; Ostreidae. The annotation marks the transcript as partial. The record is from RefSeq and is a predicted model, not a curated record.